Cyclopterus lumpus (lumpfish) is the source of this 5708-nucleotide messenger RNA. RefSeq names its product testis expressed 2 (gene tex2). NCBI's taxonomy places the organism in Eukaryota, Metazoa, Chordata, Actinopteri, Perciformes, Cyclopteridae. Gene Ontology annotation, cellular component: endoplasmic reticulum. Gene Ontology annotation, molecular function: lipid binding. Bases 712 to 4260 code for a protein of 1182 amino acids. The transcript is spliced from 15 exons. The record is from RefSeq and is a predicted model, not a curated record.
GGCCGACGGUACGGAGGUCCUGGUGGAUCCGAUCCAGGGGGAGCUGUUUGCGGAGGGGGACCAUGACGCAAUCCACGGCGCACCGUGGGCACCAGCGCGCCGACGAUGGGACGCGUCUCCGGGUGUAAAGAUCGUUUAAAUGGUGAAGAGGAGGGGGCGUGGCGCUGACUACCACCCAUCCACCACAGCAACACACGCCCAGAGCUCGUGCAUUUGUGGCGUGAAAAAAAAGAAGAAGAAAAAAAAGAAGAAAGAAGAAGAAGAAGCCGCGCAGGGGGAUCAGGUUUGAUCAGUGCCCGUCUGCUCCGGACUCUCGCUGGGUGCACAGGCCAGCCAGCCCCCCGGCAGCCCGCCGCGCGCCGUCCCCCCGCAGGGGUCCUCAUCCUCAUCCUCAUCCUCAUCCUCUUCUUCGUCCUCAUCCUCUUCCUCGUCCUCGUCCUCGUCCUCGUCCUCGUCCUCGUCCUCGUCGCACCGGUGGCCUGCACACAAAGAUGCGAUAACUACGGGAGAGACACCGCAUGGCCUGGACAACGCUGCUUAGCCUUCGGAUCAUUUAGACGGAAUUUCUGCUCGGUGUCCUCUAGCGAACUGGUUUCCGAAGGAGCUGUAAUGUGGCUUUUAUUACAGGCAUGUUAGCACCAUGAAUGCAGGUUGUGCUGCAAGAGGAGAUUGAAUGCCUCUAAAAUCUCAAGAGCCUUGUGCAGGGUGGUGAUGAGCAGCCAGGGCAGCAGCAGCAGGGGGAGUGGCCAGCAUGCUGACACGCCUCCCCCUCGUCACGCACCUGGACCCAAGCUGCAGGUGCAGCGCUCCCUCUCGCGCGACACCAUCACCAUCCACUUCUCUGCUCUGGGGAAGGAGGAAGACGACGAGGAAGAGGAGCUCUACGGCGUACCUUUUGGACCUGCUGGGGCUGAAUCUGAGCAUGAUGGUGCAGGGGGGCCUCAAGGCCCCGAAGCUUCAAGGGCGGAUGACCAGUCUGUCGCCGCGGGCUUGGAGGCUAAAGAGGAGCUGCUGUUUGAAUCUGCUGGUGGUGAGACCUCCUCUGGAGCUGCUGUGCUCCCUGUUUCAUCCACCACCUUGUCUGUGCAGCCCUCAGACCCACACAUACCUUCUCCUGCCAUGAGUAUUAUCCCCAGCUCCACGCAGCCCCAACUGAGCUCCACCCCUCCUGCCAGCUCCUCCUGGCCCUCUGAACGACCCUCAGCCAAUCCCCCAUCCGCCUCCCCUUGCAAGUCUACAGCGCUGUCCUCUUCCAAGCCUUUCCUCAGCCUGGUUAGGUCCUUGUCCAAUGACGUUGAGUCUCGAGAAGCCACUCCGGCUCCCACAACUGUUGCGCCAUCGCACGCACGCCACCGUCACUUAAUGAAAUCUUUUGUUAAGUCUCUUUCUACGGACACUUCGAAGGCUGAACAUCAGGAAGGGCCUCUUCACCACUAUCUCCAUCACCCCACUCAUCAACAGCAGCAGGCGCAGCCGUCCCAGCGGCCUCCGCCUCGCAACAUGCAGCUGUUUAAACAGUUCUCCCAGCCCCGCUUAUGCUCCAGCCCCGUCACGGUCACAAAAGUAGGCAGAGACUCGAAGACAGCGCCCUCUUCCCCCAUCAUGUCCCCAGAUGGCAGGUCUUUCUUCAAGGUCCAAGAGGUGGAGGCCAGGAUAGAGGAUACCAAGCGACGGCUGUCAGAGGUGAUGUCAGACCCCCUGCAGCUUUUUAGUAAGAUGAUGGGGGACGAGUCUGGCGUGGGAGCUGUGGCCACUCAUCGUGCCAAAUCGUUGUCCUCCAGUGCGUCAGAGCUCAGUGGAGUGACAGCGGUGAACGGACACACAGAAGGUAACAACAACUAUAGCAUCAAGGAGGAAGAAGGGGCAGAAGAGGAAGAAACUCCCACGGGGAAGGGCCCUGACUCUGUUUUUUUCUCCUUGCCGUCACUGGCACCGGCCCCAACCCUCACCCAGGCCUCCUCGUUCCCUUUCCCCAAAUCCCCAUCCCUCACUCUGGGCCGCUGCUCUAUGUCGGCCCUGGUAGCUCGACAGGAAGACGAGGACUUCUGUGAACUGUACAGCGAAGACUUUGAGUUAUGUACCGAUACAGAAACCCCCGAUGGGGACUGUGCCGCGUCCCGGCAGCCCCACACGGGCAGCACUGGGCUGUGUAGUGAACUUGACUCAGAGGAGGAGGAGGAGAACGAGGAGGAGGAGAACGAGGAGGAGGAGCUGGAGUCUGUGCCAGUGGUUGGCCUCAUCUUCCUGACCCAGUUGGUCUACUGGUAUAUAGUCCUUCCAGUGCCACCAUAUGUAUGUGCGGUGGUGCAUGGGAUAGUAGCCGGGUUCAUGUUGGCCUUGCUGGUCCUCUGGCUGUCCUCUCCUCGCCGCUCCUCAUCAGUGACGAGAAGAGGGAGGCGAAGGAUAAAGCCCUGGAAUGUGGCCCAGCUGGACAUCAAAGAACCGGGAACCUUCAAGGGCUGGAUGAAUGAGAUCCACAGCUACGCCCCCGAGAUGUACCACGCCACCCUGACCCACUCCGUCUACGUCCGGCUCGAGGGCUCCGUGCUGCGCCUGUCCAAACCCAACCGGAACAUUUCCCGGCGUGCCACACACAACGAGCCUAAACCGGACGUCACCUACAUCAGCCAGAAGAUCUAUGACCUGACGGACAGCAAGAUCAACCUGGUGCCCCAAAGCCUGGCUAGGAAGAGAGUUUGGAACAAAAAGUACCCCAUUUGCAUUGAGCUGGCCAAGCAGGAGGACUUCAUGUCUAAGGCCCAGGGAGAGAAGCCCGAAGCUGGCGAGGAAAGAUUAACGGGUCUGUGUGAGAAGCUGGAGCGCACGGACAAAUGCGAGAAAGUUGAGGUGUCAGGAUCAGCGGAGGAACCCAAAAGGCCAUCCUCUGGAGGGGGGGAUCUGACCAUCUACUUGUUUGGGAGGACGGGUCGGGAGAAGGAAGAGUGGUUCCGGAGAUUUCUUCUGGCGUCCCGAACAAAGUCAGAGGGGAAAAGUGUGCCCGGCAUCUGCAAGAGUGCCUUCUUGCCCUCCCGCAGCCGCAGUAGCAGCACCCAAUCGGGCGGCGGCCUGGAGGCCGACAGCAGGAGCAGCAGCCGGGGAAGCCUGGAGGAGCUGUCUCAGUCUCGCCACAGAGAGACCUCCUCUGCUCCCCCGUGUGGGAUGAAGCAGAAGAUGCUGUUGGACUAUAAUGUCUACAUGGCCAAAUAUAUCAACCCCCAGGCAACACAGAGAAGCCCAACUGCCACUGACAGCCCUGGUCCACAAAGCCCCGAGGGCAGCCCCAAAACUACAAAAAAGGUACGCAGGACUUCAGAGGAGCCUGUGGAGCCUGAGGCCUGGGUCAAUGCUUUUGUGGGAAGGAUGUUCUGGGACUUCCUGGGAGAGAAAUACUGGGCCGAUGUAGUCUCCAAAAAGAUCCAGAUGAAGCUCAGUAAGAUCAGGCUGCCAUAUGUUAUGAAUGAGCUGACGUUGACAGAGCUAGACAUGGGCUUCUCCAUUCCUAAGAUCCUCCAUGCCUCCAAACCCUCCGUGGACCACCAAGGGCUGUGGUUUGAUCUGGAGGUCUCCUACACGGGCUCCUUCCUCAUGACGCUGCAGACCAAGAUGAACCUGGCCCGCCUGGGGAAGGAGGGCGAGGGCCUCGGGGAGCACGGGAAGGAGGGGCCACGGACAUACUGUCUGGCAGACAGCGAUGAGGAGUCGUCUAGUGCCGGUUCAUCGGAUGAGGAGGACCCCCCAGAGCUCCUCAGUGACAAAGCCCUUCUUCCUGGAGCCGAGGGCUACGUGGGAGGCCACAGGCCCAGCAAGAUCAUGCGCUUUGUGGACAAGAUAGCCAAGUCGAAAUACUUCCAGAAAGCCACCGAGACGGAGUUCAUCAAGAAGAAGAUGGAGGAGGUGUCCAACACGCCCCUGCUGCUCACCGUGGAGGUGCAAGAGCUGCGAGGGACCCUGGCUGUGAACAUCCCACCUCCCCCCACGGACAGGAUAUGGUAUGGUUUCCGGAGUCCGCCUCACCUCGAGCUGAAAGCACGGCCUAAACUCGGCGAGAGGGAGGUGACUUUAGUUCACGUGACCGACUGGAUCGAGAAGAAACUGGAUCAGGAAUUCCAGAAAAUAUUUGUGAUGCCAAACAUGGAUGAUUUAUGGCUACCCAUAAUGCACUCUGCCAUGGACACACGUUCAAAUGGCAACUUGGUUACUGUGACAAACGAUGCCUUCAAGGACCCAGAACCCGAGGAGUCUGAGGUCUCUGACAUGUGAAGACUGCUGUGCAAAGUGCAUAAUGGCGGACAUUUUAUCACCAUGGUAACAUGACAAGGCCCCGCCCCUCUCAGAGAUCUCCUGUUCCAGUCCCAGUGUGUGAGCUGGCGAGCUUGUGAUCAUCUGUGGCAACUAAAAGCAGGAAAACGGAAGAAAAGUGUGACUCGUAGAUUCUCAUCCAAUCACACAGCUUCAUUUGUGUGACAUCAAAUGUUCCGAUUCAUUCUCUGAUGAAACACAACAUGUCGAGGCCGUUUAACGGAUGUGUGUGGUGGUGAAAGAAGAACCAUAAUACCUGUGACGUACAGCUGCACCAAACAUGUGCAGAGUGUAGCUUCCUCAGCGAGUGGUUCAUCAUCGCUGUGACUCUACGAAGGCUUCGAGGCCACCGAGCGCAUGGACGGAGGAAUCUUCUGAGGGAACAGCCCCUUCAUCUAUCGACGCAUUCCACAGGGACGUCAACUCAGCGGUCACCCAUGCACACUGCUGCCUCUACCAGUCGCCCGGCACCUUUAUGCAAACAGAUCAGUGGCACUGUGUCCAUCGAAGACACUCGGUCAGUUUGAAUCCAGUCAUAACAUACGGCCUGUGUGCUUUUGACCAUGCGGUCGGCAUUAGAGCUGAAUCGGACUUCAGAGGGUUGAAUUCAAACAUAUCUGCAAGCAGCUGAACGUGGCCUCGGUCUGAUGAAUGUAUAAAAUAGGAACGCAGCUCCGAAGCUGCUCAAGGAAUCGUUCAUUCACUGAUGACGUGCUUCUACUCCACAUGCUUCAACACUUCUUUUCAUGUUGUAUUCAGAGCUGAGCAAAAGUAAUAAUUUUCUGUUUUUUAUUGCCAAAGCAAUCUUUCGGCCCGUCUGAAGGCCACCGCACGAGGGAAACGUGACAAAUAAGCAAUCGGUUGAUUAUCUUGUGUUCCUAUUGAGGCCUCCAGUGAUGGGCAGCAGGAGACUGAAACCCUUUUAUUAAGAAUAGUUACAUGUGAAACUAUGUUGUUGUGAGUCGAGUGGGAAACACACCCACUCUUCCUGUUUUAUUUGAAUACAUACUGGAUAUUAGCCAUAUUAUUUAAUGUUGCCAGCUAAUGAAUGCUCUCUUGUUGUUCUGUACACAUUCAAGAGGAAUGACGUUAAACUAGAACACUUUGUAAUCUGCCACGGCGCCCGGCUGCUUUACGGGCGACUCUUAUUUUACGUCCAAACGUGUGUUGGCAACGUGUACGAGGCAGAAAGUGCCUUUAAAAUAAACAUUCCUCCGUAGUGAGCCGCCACAUCAGUCGAGGAUACAAAGUGUUUGUGCCAUUGCGCGUCCGGCAGCCCUUUGCUUUCUCCAGUUUCAGUGUUGUUCGUUUGCACAGUGAUGAAAAUAUCAAACGUUGCUGUUGUGUUCAGUGAUGUCACAGAAUGUUACGGUUCUGAUCGUCGUGGAUCAAUAAAACCUUUUGCUUGG